CGUAUCGAAAGUAAACUCAAAGAGUAGUCACCUGGAACAGCCAUUUUGCUAAGUGUGUUCAUUUUUACUUUGUGAAUGGAGAUCUGAGUGUUUGGUCCAGCCUUUCUUGGUCAUUGUGGUAGUUCCACAGUUUGGAUAACCUUCACUCAGAGAGUCUUCAAGUCUCAUCAACAGGUUUCCACUCUUGGCAGCAAAAGCUUUCCUCCACAGUCGGCAGAAGAACUCUGAGUGCAGGAACACCACCAGUUUCCAGAGGUAUGUUGUUUUUCAGAAUGCUCCAUUGUCUUUCUGCCUCCAUGUCUUGUCUUCUGUUUGAUGUAGCUUCUCGUCUGUGGACUCUUGUUCCAAAAAUUACAGCCGACAAACUAAAAUGAACUGCAGCCGAUCUCAUAAUAGCUCAUGGGGUGAUCUGUCGUAUUUAACUGCUGAAUUUCCUCAGAAGUGUCAGAAUGACCACAAAGAAAGUCAACCUCACUCAUAUAAACAGACCAGAUGAAAAUGUCACAGAAUGGAGAUCCAUAAUGCAGGAAGCAAAAUGUCUGUUUCAGGCAGAUGUCUGUAUUUAACAUCAGAAACAAACAUUUAACAAGAUUAAUGUAAAAAAUCAUCUUACUUUAAAAAACUGCACUCAUGCUGUUUUGUGUGACUCAACAAAGUCAGAGAUUACAGAGCAUAGACUGUCUAAACGUAGACUGUCUUUCUUACACAGUCUGUGUUACAAAGUUAGCAUUAAAGCCACAUUAGCUACAUUAAUUGGAAAUAAACCGGUACUCUCUGACACCAGUGUUUGUUGUAGUUGCAAUCUGUUGGUCAUAAAACUAAGCUGAAGGGUCUCAAGAAACGUAAAAGAAGGAAAGGGAACCAAAACUGCCUUUUCUGUGUGAAACGUAAUUUAUUAGAUUUAUAUUACUUUGAUUUUUCUCUCUAAAAACAUAGACAGACCACUGGUUUAUACAGAUACAGAGUCCGUACAGUACUAACCUUAAACUGCCAUUUUUGAUUUUUACAUUACUUUGACUAAAUCUAAUUUUGAUUGUGAUUUUGCACCCAGGCGCACAAGUUUAUCUAGCACGAUACAAGAUUUAAAGGAUACAGAUGGACUUAUUGUACAUGCAUGUUAUAGUUGAUGAAACCCAUAAGAAUGCAAACUUGGUUGCAUUUACUGUUCUUUUGGAAAUUCUCUUUGUCUCUGUAGCAACCAUAAGAACUGUUAAGAAUUAAGUUUUCCAAAAGAACAUCACCAACCAUCAAGACAAUGACAUGCAAGUGACACACACCUCAUAUCACACUGAUUUAGUUACACUAGACACUAGGAAGGACUGGAAGAUGUAGAUUACAUAUAUGUAUAAUUCAUUUUAAAGAGCAGGUAAUUUUCUUAAACAGCUGGAAUCUAGUUUUUAUGAAACUUUACUCAAACUGAAGGAAAUUUGUUGAAUUAUUUUCAGGUGUAGAUUUGGUUUGAGUAUUUUUGGUAACAUGGGUUAGAUUUAAAUAACUUAAAUUUGAAUGUUCACUUUAAUGGUGGUACACAGGUGUAAGUGUGUCGGUUGCUGAUGCUUUAAACUAAUUUGGAGCUCUUUGUAACAGGAAUAAGAGGCUACAGAGCUGACAUUUGCUGGCAGGAUCGAUUAGAAGGAUCACGGUGAUUUGAAACUAUUAAAUAUCCCUGGACUAAAUGUUCAUAGUGUGUCCUUUAUGUCCCAGUUUUACUUGUCUGUCUUGAGAAAAGAGAGCCCUGCUGUGUUGAAAUGUUAAAUUGUGUAAAUGUGGUGCAUAUUCUAAACACACAACGGUCCUCAGGUGCAAAAUUCACAAAAAAAACUCUUAGUUUCAGUUGAGCACGGCAACCAAUUUUCUCCUCGCAGCAUGAUAAUGAGAUGAUUAAAUAAAAUUAGUUGUUGUUUUUGCUGAUUUAAAUUUUAAAAAAACUACCAAUGACAAAAAUACACGUUUUUGAUGUGGACAUUAUUUACAGAUUUAUUUUUUUUUUUUGCAGUUAAAUUUUUUUUUUUUUAAAAUGUUGUUAUAUUAGUUCUAACUCCAGUUAGUUAGACUUGAUCGUCAUCCUUUAAAAAGCCCCGAACAUGCAGGUGUCAUGCAUAACCAGGCUGUUGUGAUGUCUCUACCGAACAUGCGCAACAGAUUUAAAGCCCGCCUUAUUGGCACACAGUUCGACCAAUCACAGCGAAGCACCGGCACCGUUCAGCCAAUCGCAAUAAACGACGCUGGAUUCGACCGUCCUGCAGCUGAGCUAUAAUUCAGAGACAAAUACUGAGGCCUUCCUCCUCCUCCUCCUCCUCCUCCUCUCUGCAGCAGCAGUCAGUCCUCCUCAUCAUGGCUUCUGGAGCUUUAUUCCCCAGCAUGGUGUCUGGGUCCCGCGGCUCCUCCAGCAAGUACCUGGUGGAGUUUCGAGCCGGUAAGAUGACCAUGAAGGGCAGCACGGUGACCCCCGACAAGCGUAAAGGUCAAGUCUACAUCCAGCAGACCGACGACUCCCUCAUCCACUUCUGCUGGAAGGAUCGGACAACUGGGAAUGUGGACGAUGACCUGAUCAUCUUCCCUGAUGACUGUGAGUUCAAACGGGUGAACCAGUGCACCACUGGGAGAGUUUAUGUGCUGAAGUUCAAGGCCGGGUCCAAAAGACUCUUCUUCUGGAUGCAGGAGCCAAAGACUGACAAGGAUGAGGAGUACUGCCGUAAAGUGAACGAGUAUCUGAACAACCCGCCGAUGCCUGGAGCUCUCGGCAGCGGCGGCAGCGGAGGACACGAUUUGUCCGCACUGGGAGGUGAAGGCGGUCUGCAGAGUCUUCUGGGUAACAUGAGCCACAACCAGCUCAUGCAGCUCAUUGGACCAACCGGCCUUGGGGGGAUUGGUGGUCUCGGGGCUCUGGCCGGUCCAGGCUUGGCCAACCUUUUGGGCAGCAGCAGCAGCAGCAGCGUUCCUGCCGCCAGCAACUCCUCCACAAGUCCGUCUACAGCCAUCACCCCGACCUCCACCUCUGCUGCCAGCCGGCUCGGCUCCUCCCAGGUGCCCACCACCCCCAUCACUCCCUCCGCCACCUCGGUCGCCUCCCCCACGGCCACCACCCCUUCCACCCCUGCCGUGUCCUCUCUGGCGGCGGGAGCAGCCAACCCCACGCAGCCCAUCCAGCUGAGAGACCUGCAGAGCAUCCUGGCCACCAUGAACGUCCCUGCUAGCAGCCAGGGAGUGGACCUGGCCAGCGUCCUGACGCCUGAGAUCAUGGCUCCCAUCCUGGCCAACCCUGAGGUGCAGCAGAGGUUGAUGCCAUAUCUGCCGUCCGGAGAAUCUCUGCCUCAGAGCUCCGAGGAGCUUCACAACACACUCAGCUCGCCUCAGUUUCAGCAGGCUAUGAGCAUGUUCAGCAGCGCUCUGGCAUCGGGGCAGUUAGGUCCUCUAAUGAACCAGUUCGGUUUGCCUGCAGAGGCUGUCGAUGCGGCUAACAAAGGAGAUGUGGAGGCUUUUGCAAAAGCCAUGGAGACGGAGACAAAGUCGGACCAGGACGGCGACUCCAAAGACAAGAAGGACGACGAUGAAGAUAUGAGUUUGGAUUAAGUGCUCUUCAAAGAAAACUACCAUUAUUUAAUGUAUUUAUUAGCUACUUCUGUUUUGUUACGAUCACACAUUAAGGAUAAAGAUUAUGGUUAAUAGGCUAUGAGGUGCGAUCAAAAAGUUCUGAAACUGUUCACCUGACCGUGCAAUGCAACAGGAGCCAAGAUUCGUAGUGGCAUUGUGUAUUACGAGUGUUUUUUGUGAUCACUGCCGUUUCACUAUGAACCUCAAAGAGGAGCAGACAUCACAUUCUUCUCCAGUCAAGAGUCGAGGACGAGCCAACCUUAAUGAUGAGGAUCAUCACUGGGGACAAGAGGAGGGUCUGCAGCUACCACCCACCGAUCAGAGAACCUCGAUGACAGAAGCACAUCUAGCAGGUCAGGAAUACACUAAAAAUACACGUUGCUUUCUGUGACAUUCACUGGGUUUUCCAUCCAUCCAUCAUCUAUACACAGCCUAAUCCUCAUUAGGGUCACGGUGGUGCUGGAGCCUAUCCCAGCUGACUUGGGGUGAAGGCAGGGGACACCCUGGACAGGUCGCCAGUCUGUCACAGGGCUACAUAUUGAGACAAACAAUCACUCUCACAUUCACACCUACAGGCAAUUUAGAGUAAUCAAUUAACCUCAGCAUAUUUUUGUACUGUGGGAGGAAGCCGGAGGACCUUGAAAAAACCCACGCAUGCGCAGGGAGAACAUGCAAACUCCAUGCAGAAAGAUCCCAGGACGGAUGCAAACCAUGGAUCUUCUAGCUGCAAGUCAAAAGUGCUAUCCACCAAGCCACUAUGCAGCCAUUCACGGGGUUUUGUGCCAUGAAUUAGUCCCCCAGGAUUAGACUGACAACAAAGAGUUUGACUGUAACAUCCAGAUGAUUCGGUACAAACAACCUGAGCUAUGGCAUAGUGGCCUUCGGGUUCUUAAGGUAUUUUCGCCACAAAAACACAAUCGGUUUUCCUGACUUGUCCUCCUCACCAGAUUUGGCUCCCUAUGACUUCCUCCUCUUCACCAAAAUGAAAUUGAAGUUGAAGGGUUGCGGUUUUGAUAAAGAUUCAGUGCUCACUGAGGUUGAUGCUAGACAUGCUUUAAAAGCUUGUACCAAAUGUGGCAGGAACAUGUGGAGCAGUGGAUCACUGCACAAGACAACUCAAAAGGAGGCGGUGGCCAUAUUUAACCCUCCUGCUGUCCUAAUUCACAGGCACCAAAAAAUAUUGUUUCUUUGUCUGAAAAAAAUCCAAAAAUUCAGCAAAAAAAUUCCCCAAAUUUCAGAAAAUUUGCAAAACCUUCAGGAAGGAAAUCCCAAUAAUUCCUUAAAAGUUUCCCUUGAAAGUUUUAUUUUAAAAAAAAAAAAAAAAAAAAAAAAGUCCCACAAAUUUGGCAAGAAAAUUCUUGUAAAUAUUUUCCAGAAAUGAGUAAAAAUCUUCCAAAGAAACCUUAAAAAUAUCUAAAGUGAUUACAGAUAUAUCGGUAAAACUUGUAAUAUUUUCUUAAGAACAUUCACAAAAAAAUCAACCAAAAUCCAGUGAAUUUUGCUGGAUUUUGGUUGAUUUUUUUGUGAAUGUUCUUAAGAAACAUUUUUUUCACUGAAAAAUGUUCAAAGAUUUCCCAAAAAUGUUGAAAAUGUGGACAUCAGAAGUUUCACUGAGAAAAUAUAUUUUUUUCACAUUUUCAAACUUUAAACCGGGUAAAUUUUGACCCGCGAUUUAACAAGGGUUAAAUUGGGUACAGUUCUUGCUUUUAAAGGUACAGAACCUUUUGAUCACACCUCAUAUAGUAAAAACUAACUAAUAGUGCUGUGUUGAAUUAACCUCUCCUGAUUGAAAGAACAUGUGUUCUACCUGCAUGUCACCUACUAACCUAGCCUAAUAAAAAGGCAACAGUAAAAUGACAAA
Messenger RNA from Amphiprion ocellaris (clown anemonefish), 5455 nucleotides. RefSeq names its product proteasomal ubiquitin receptor ADRM1-like. The transcript has 10 exons. The record is from RefSeq and is a predicted model, not a curated record. Gene Ontology annotation, molecular function: endopeptidase activator activity; proteasome binding; ubiquitin binding. Gene Ontology annotation, cellular component: cytoplasm; proteasome regulatory particle, lid subcomplex; nucleus. Gene Ontology annotation, biological process: ubiquitin-dependent protein catabolic process. The coding region runs from base 2335 to 3573 and encodes 412 amino acids. Lineage: Eukaryota; Metazoa; Chordata; Actinopteri; Pomacentridae.